Acinonyx jubatus (cheetah) is the source of this 3553-nucleotide messenger RNA. RefSeq names its product glycerophosphodiester phosphodiesterase domain containing 5 (gene GDPD5). The record is from RefSeq and is a predicted model, not a curated record. Gene Ontology annotation, molecular function: glycerophosphodiester phosphodiesterase activity. Bases 1104 to 3332 code for a protein of 742 amino acids. The transcript has 16 exons. Gene Ontology annotation, cellular component: plasma membrane. NCBI's taxonomy places the organism in Eukaryota, Metazoa, Chordata, Mammalia, Carnivora, Felidae. Gene Ontology annotation, biological process: lipid metabolic process; positive regulation of neuron differentiation.
UGGGCGGCGGGGAUGACAGCAGCGGGGGUGGCUGCGGCUGCCGCGCAGGGCUGAGCGAGCCGCGAGCGAGCCGGGGGAAGAGGAGGAAGUGGAGCCGUGGCCCCGAGCUCCGGAGUCAGCCGACGCGCGGAGGUCCGCCCCAUUUUGCAGAGCGAGCCGAGUCCGGACCUGGGAAGACUUCUCCGCCGGGCUUCGGCCGCCGCGGCUCUGCGCGUCCUCGCCUGCGCCCUGCCCCGCCUGCCCCAGCCCGGGGUUCUGUGCCGGGACGCUCCCAGCCCCGCGAUCCGGGGCGUCGCGGCUGGGACGCCCUGAGCUCCCGACCCGAUCCAGUGCCCUGGGGCGGGAAGCUCCUGGCCCACCGUACUGGUCUAUGGUUGCGGGCUUGUACCCUGCCUUUCUGUAGUGUGUGUCGGAGCCCCCGGACCCGGGUUAAGACGGGUGCCCACAGCCUCCCGACCGAGUGCAACGGAGCCCAGAAGCCCCCAGACUCUGGCUCCCGAGACCCAAACCUUCAGCUGCCUUCCGCCCGGUGCUUCGGACUUGGGACCGUGCGAACGCCCAGGAAACCUCGGCCCGGGUCCAAGCACCCCGUGAGGGGUCCCAAGCCUGCUGGGCAGUUGGACUGAGCCGGACCGAGCUGGUGCUGCGAGCCGAAGCUGUCACCUUUCUGCCGCCCCAGGCGAGGGCUCAGCGUUUGCCCCGAAGAAGGGAUCACAGGCCACCCCACCACCACCACCCCUGCCCGGCGGCCGGCGAGAGCCGAGAGCCGAGAGCUGCAGGACUGGAUUGGGAAGAGGAAUUGUGAUCCUGUCACAAACAGAGUAGGUGCAGGCACCUGUUUGUUGAGUUGGAACAAAACCAGAUCCCAUUGGGGCUCAGAUUCCCCUUCUGUGAAGUGGACAGAAGCUGCUUGGGGCAGGAUCACGAGGCCACAGCACCAGAUUCCUGGACUUUUGAACACUGUCCCAAGGAAGUGACAACACCACCUCCGUGGACAGGACAUCCUCAAGAGCCCUGCUCACAGCCGCUGCUACCUUCUUCCAGGACCGGCCAGGGGCCUCAUGGGUGCCUGAGGGCCGGGCGCCAGGGCUGCACGCAAGAGCAUGGUGAGACACCAGCCCCUGCAGUACUAUGAGCCACAGCUGUGCCUCUCCUGCCUCACGGGCAUCUACGGCUGCCGCUGGAAGCGCUACCAGAGAUCCCACGAUGACACCACACCGUGGGAACGCCUCUGGUUCCUGCUCCUCACCUUCACCUUUGGCCUCACACUCACCUGGCUCUACUUCUGGUGGGAAGUCCACAAUGACUACGAUGAAUUCAACUGGUACCUCUACAACCGCAUGGGCUACUGGAGCGACUGGUCUGUGCCCAUCCUCAUGACCACAGCUGCUGCCUUCACCUACAUCGCGGGCCUCCUGGUCCUGGCACUAUGUCACAUCGCCGUGGGGCAGCAGAUGAACCUACACUGGCUGCACAAGAUGGGGCUGGUGGUCAUCCUGGUGUCCACGGUGGUGGCCAUGUCGGCCGUGGCCCAGCUGUGGAAGGACGAGUGGGAGGUGCUGCUGAUCUCCCUGCAGGGCACAGCGCCAUUCCUGCAUGUGGGGGCCCUGGCCGCCAUCACCGCGCUCUCCUGGAUUGUGGCAGGACAGUUCGCCCGUGCAGAGCGGUCCUCCUCCCAGGUGGCCAUUCUCUGUAUCUUCUUUGCCAUGGUAUUUGCCUUCUACCUGGCCCCUCUCACCAUCUCAUCUCCCUGCAUCAUGGAGAAAAAGGACCUGGGCCCCAAGCCUGCCCUCAUUGGCCACCGUGGGGCUCCUAUGCUGGCCCCAGAGCACACAUUGAUGUCCUUCCGGAAGGCCCUGGAGCAGAAGCUGUAUGGGCUACAGGCUGAUGUCACCAUCAGCCUGGAUGGCGUGCCCUUCCUCAUGCAUGACACCACCCUGCGGCGCACCACCAACGUGGAGGAGGAGUUUCCGGAGCUCGCCCGCAGGCCCGCCUCCAUGCUGAACUGGACCAUCCUGCAGAGGCUCAAUGCCGGCCAGUGGUUCCUGAAGACGGAUCCCUUCUGGACGGCCAGCUCUCUGUCACCCUCCGACCACAGGGAGGCCCAGAACCAGUCCAUCUGCAGCUUAGCAGAGCUCCUGGAGCUGGCCAAGGGCAAUGCCACGCUGCUGCUCAACCUGCGUGACCCACCACGGGAGCACCCCUACCGUGGCAGCUUCCUCAAUGUCACGCUGGAGGCCUUGCUGCGCUCUGGGUUCCCCCAGCACCAGGUCAUGUGGCUGCCUAACAGGCAGAGGCCCUUUGUGCGGAAGGUGGCUCCUGGCUUCCAGCAGACAUCAGGUUCCAAGGAGGCGGCCGCCAGCCUGCGGAGAGGCCACAUCCAGAGGCUGAACCUGCGCUACACUCAGGUGUCCCGCCAGGAGCUCAGGGACUAUGCGUCCUGGAACUUGAGUGUGAACCUCUACACGGUCAAUGCACCGUGGCUCUUCUCUUUGCUGUGGUGUGCAGGAGUCCCAUCUGUCACCUCCGACAACUCCCAUACCCUGUCCCAGGUGCCUUCCCCUCUCUGGAUCAUGAGAUCAGCGAUGGCAUGGAGGUUUCCGAUGAGCUCUCUGUAUGUUCAGACAACAGCUAUGACACGUAUGCCAACAGCGCUCCCACCCCUAAGGACAACCGAGGGAGUGGCAGCCGCACCAAGACUCUCACAGACCGGAGUGGGCGUUAGCCGAACCCUGUUUGUCCCAGCCUGUACCUGUACGUGGAGACCAGGGGACCCAAGAGAGCGGGCAGAAGCAUGUCUGGACCUGGAGUGCUCUGGGAGCUGGCUCCACGGCCUCCUCGUUGGCUCCGGCCCCCGUCAGCCAUGGCCCCCCUUGAAGGGGACUCCCCUCUCUCCUGAGGCCCAGCCAGGUCAGAACUCCAGCCUCGCAGAGGCCCCUGCUGGCCUGGGGCCCCUUCUGGGAAGUCUGGGGCCCAGGGCCUGGUCCUCCCCCGGAGGCCUUCCCUUGCAUCCUGAUCUGGAAGCUCUGAUGGCUCGCUGCUGGGCCAUGUGGCAGUUGAGGAUGUGGAUGUCCACAUGUGUCCAUCCUCCCUUCUAUGCUGAGGUAGCCGACUUCUUCGGUGUCUCCUGCCUUGAGGGCCUGGGCUGGGCCUCUGCCCCCAGCAGCUGUUCUUCACAUCAGUCUCAAAGCACAAGGAGGUUCAGCCCAAGAAGAAAGUCUGCUGUGGUGGAGACACUCCUCCCUGACCAGCCUCCUACCACCACUGGCCCUGCCUCAGGAGAGGGACUGAGCCACGUCCCCAGGAACAGCUGGAGAUGGCCAGGAGAAUAGGCCUAAGGCUGCUUUAUCCCUCACCCUCGUGUCCAACAGACUUCUAGGGCAGAGUGGCACAGAGGCCCAAGAGAUCUGCAGACUGAUACAACCUCAGGUUUCCACAUCAGUGGCCACAGGGCAUUGGCCACCUAGGAAGAAUGUCCUAGGCAUGGCCAAGGAGGCCUACAGCAGAGCAAGCCUGACAGCCUUGGCCAAUAUGAUUAAAGCUGCCAUCCUGA